AUGCAUCCCGGGCUCGAGAUAUCCAUUGAAACCGAAGUCUCUCGUCCUCCAGCUUUGACGGAGUCCAAAAGGCCGAUCAAGAUUCGCUUGCCUCCCUACAAUCACAGUAUAUACUUGAUUCAGUGCGCGGAAGCUGCGAUUGGUCACGACCAGCAUUACUUUCGUCGGCGACAGCUUCGAGCCAGGGCCCGCCAGAUGUAUGAAGAUCCAGAGUCUACUCGAAGCAAAGAUCAUGGCUGGCUAUGCUAUUGGCUUGCUGCACUGGCACUUGGGGAGCUGUACAAAGACAAUGGAGGCACCACUGGUCCUGACAGCUCUCUUGAGACUGGCCACGUAUCGUCAGAUGCUACCAAAGAGCCUCCUGGAGCCGAAUAUUACCAUCAAUCUGUUGCCUUUCUUCAACAAGUGGCGGAAAACCCCGACUUACAGUAUAUUGAGACGUUGUGCUUGCUGACCAUGUAUGCUUUUUCCAUGGACAAGGUCAACACUGCUUACAUGUACAACGGUAUCGCGUUGCGUGCGGCGCUAUCUUUGGGUCUUCACCGAAAUCUCUUGGACUUCCCGUCCGAACGCUCAAACCUCUCUGUGGCGGAGCUAGAAUACCAGAGACGAGUAUUCUGGACCGUUUAUUACCAGGAUUUACUCACCACAGCCACCACAGGUCGCCCAUGGGGGAUCUUGGAUGACGAAAUCACCAUCGAAUACGCAGACUCCAGCCGCCUUGUUGGUGACUCGCUACAAGAUUUCUUCGAUUCCGACGAGUCAAACGCACACCUCGAAGUCAUGCGUCUGAGAGGGCAAGCAUAUUCUUCGUUGUACGGCUACGCUGGAACUGCAAUAAAUCCAUACUCCCAUAUUUCCUUGUUCAAUUUCGACCUGGGGAACUUGUUGUCGCAGCAGCACCUAGACAAAAUGGAUGAAUUCCACCAAGGCUUGAUUGCAUGGCAGAAAGAUCUUUUACCGAAAUUGAAAUUAAUUCGAAAUUGGGAUGGCUCGCUAAUCAACCUGAAUCGAGUUAAUGCCAGUUUACAUCUCAUUUACCAUCAGACGAUUCUGGUGCUCCUUAGACCGGCGCUUGUCAAUAUUCACAAUGACAGGUUUGAUGCACGCAGCAAGGGUCUUGCUAGCGUCAUUGACCUCUUUCCUGGAUCCAAAUCAAUCCUGCAGGCAUUUUAUACUGCCUGCCUGGAAUCUGCACGUGAAACCGCUACGAUUCUGGAGUGGUUGCACUACCACGGCAUUCUUUCGAUUCAUGCCUAUUUUGAUGCCAGCUACGCAUUUACUGCUGCCAUUGUCCUUUACAUGACCCAGCAGAUGCACGCGUUUGCCUACCCGGGACUAGAUCCGUUCUCAUUUACCGACGAUGACCAAUCUGCACUGGACACGAUCCUUCGGAUUCUCCACUUCCAGAGCUCGGCGGGCAAUAUUCCUGCGAGAGACUUUGAAAAGAGACUGAGAUUGCUGGAGAACAACCUUUCCGCACUAGAAACAGAACUUGCAAAUCACGUAUGCUUGGAUGAGCUCAACUUUGAGAUCGACUCCUUGAAUCCAGCGAUGCCAGCGUUGGCUGGUCAUACCGAGGCACCACUAUAUGUAGGCUCCUGA
This is a messenger RNA of Exophiala spinifera, 1605 nucleotides long. RefSeq lists its product as uncharacterized. The coding region runs from base 1 to 1605 and encodes 534 amino acids. Gene Ontology annotation, biological process: DNA-templated transcription; positive regulation of transcription by RNA polymerase II. Gene Ontology annotation, cellular component: nucleus. The record is from RefSeq and is a predicted model, not a curated record. Gene Ontology annotation, molecular function: zinc ion binding; sequence-specific DNA binding. Lineage: Eukaryota; Fungi; Ascomycota; Eurotiomycetes; Chaetothyriales; Herpotrichiellaceae. The transcript has 4 exons.